GGGGCGGGCGCUGGAUGGGAGAAGCGCUGCUCCGCCGGGCACGGCCGCGCUCGCCCCCCACCCCUCCCGCCGGCUGCGGGGAGGAGGACGGCGGGGCAUGCCGCCGGCGGGGCGGUUCCGCGGGGACUGACAUGCUGCUGAAGGAGGGAAGGCGCCGGCCCCUCCGCCUCUCCCCGCGGUAGCCGUGGCGAUGCUGCAGGGCGCUCUCCGGGCUCUCCCGCAGGUGCCAGCUUUCCGCUCGCUGCCGUGAGCGGUGCGGGCCGAGCUCCCUCCCCGGGGCGGCGGCGGGGAAGGCGCUGCCCGCGGGGCCCCCUCGGCGGCGGCGGCGGCGGCGGCUCCGCGCGGCGGAUGCGCGUGCAUGAGCUCUGCACCGAGCGGGCGCAGGAAGCGCCCCCGCCCCGCCGCCUCCAUCUUCCCGGGCAGCGGGACCUCGCCGCGCGGCCGCGACGGGGAGCGGCGGGGCAGCGGCUCCGAGGGGGCCGGGCAGAACCAGCGGGCCCUGGACGACUGCAAGACGCUCGUCCAGGAUUUCAAUACCCAGGUGGCCCUGUACCGAGAGCUGGUGAUUUCCAUUGGGGAUGUCUCUGUCACCUGCCCAUCUCUGCAUGCAGAAAUGCACAGAACCCGGACCCGGGGAUGUGAGAUGGCCUAUCAGGCUCACCAGAAGCUAGCAGCAAUUUCCGGCCCAGAAGAUGGUGAAAUUCAUCCUGAAAUCUGUAGACUGUAUAUCCAGUUGCAGUGUUGCUUAGAAAUGUACACAACAGAAAUGCUCAAGUCCAUAUGUCUGCUAGGAUCCCUGCAGUUUCAUCGGAAAGGAAAAGAGCCUUGUGCACCACCCAAGAUCCUGGAUACUAAAGUGGAGGAGAGCUCCGAAGUACCCAUCUUAGAAGACACAUUGUCAUCACCUACAGAUGUUCAACAGCAUUUAUGGCAGGUUUCCACAGACAUUGAAAACACUGAGAGAGAUAUGAGAGAAAUGAAAAACCUUUUAAGUAAACUCAGGGAGACUAUGCCUUUACCACUGAAAAAUCAAGAUGAUAGCAGCCUCCUAAACUUGACCCCUUACCCAUUAGUAAGAAGACGUAAGCGAAGAUUCUUUGGACUGUGUUGUCUUGUCUCAAGUUAGAAGAUUAAAUAAACACCCAGAAAAUAAAACAUUGGUUAAACCACCAUCAUUUCAGCCCUGAAAAGAACACUACUAUUCUUUAUUAUAAUGCAUAUUUUCUAUGCUGGCCUAUUCUUUCUCUCAGCUGCUCCUCCUCCUUUUCGACAUUAAGGUUCUAAAGCUUAAAGUUACAGUGGCCAAGAACCAGCUGCAGAAUAGAUCUAGAAUAACUAAGAGUGUUUUUAAAACUUCUAAAAGUAUGUUUUGCAUGCUUACUUUCAAGCACUCAGAGAAAAGACAUAUGGAUUAUGGUUAAUAGAUUAUUUUUAAGUUUUUUAUUGUUUGAACUACAGCUGAAAGUUUGUGCAUAGUACAGUAUACUCAUUAGUAUCAUAUUGAAAUACUUGAUCAUACUCUAACAGUCUUUAAGCAUAGAAUAAUGUCUAACAGCAAAAGUACUGAAGUUCUAAAAUAUUCAAACACUGUCAUAACAGAUUUUGCACAAAAUCUCCAGUUGCUUUUUGUGCUCUUGUUCAUAUUUAGUCUUCCACUAUAUCUCAAUUUAAAAGCUUCAUAGAAAAAUAUCUUAACUUACAAAAAACCUAUAUGAAAAUCUUUAGAACUUGUAAAUACAGAGAAAUCAUUCAACCUAUAUACUGUACAAUACAUAGAAAUAAGGCAUUUCCUUCUAAGCCAAUAGUAUCUCUAAAAGCCUUUGAAAUUAUUUAUUGAAGUGUAGCAAAAUAAACAUUGUAAAACACAACGCCAAGCCAAUUUGUUUCCAAUAGAAUUUAAAGCAUGCAUAUCACUAGUAACUCUUAUAGGGCAUGCCAGAAUUAUCUCAGACUGUAAGAUACUAAACGUUUUACAUUGUUAAUAAAGUUUUUUAUUUAAAUUAAAUGACUUGUUUCUAGCGAUAUUUCCAGAACAUAUGGGGAUUUUUUGUAAUUUUACUGUAAAAAAAAGAUGCAAAGUUUUGGUAAUUUUUCCAUUUCAAGAUGUAUGUUUACAAAGAGACAGAAAAUGACAAUUAUUAUAAGUGCUAAAAUGUCUGCUAGUAGAAGCAAUAUAUAUGGAUAUGCCAGACUUGUAUUGAUAUUUCAGGAUGGUAGGUGAGACACCAGAACUAAACUUGCACUAGACAGUACCACUACAAGCCCCAUGACCAUCUGUAACUACAGUACAGAGCACGAAGGUGGCUAUGAGCCUGUCUGCUACUCCACCAUGAGCCAACAUGUUAACAGGAACAAAAGUCCUUGCUGCAUAAGGGUUUUGUGGUCUGUACAGAGGAAAUGUUCCCUUGUCACAGAAAACACCUCUGAAGUUAGAUACUCUGUGUGUUUUUUUGGCUGGUAAGACACUUCCAGAAGCAGUUUGGUACAGAAGGCUAUUCACUGAACUGAAUAUGUUUCAUCUGACUGAUUUUUCUACCAUUUGUUUCUCUUGAAAUGCUAUUUACUGAAAAAGGAAGAAAACACACACCUUAACCGCAGUGUUAGAGGACUGCAUGGCCCAGAACCUGAGAUCUAAUUUAAUUCCAAGAUGGGAAGGCAGAAAUUAUUCUUUUUGAAUAAGUGAUCCAGUAAGUCAUAUCAUUUCAGAUUUAGGAAGUUGUGUAACUGAGUUGAUAAUUUUUUUUUUCAAAGUAUACCUUUCCUUUCAAGCAGAUAUAGCAGACAGUUGUUUAUUUCCAAGUUGUAGUCUCCUGAUCACCUUCUUUCAGCCCUACAGGUUGCUCCAAAAGUAAUGCCUCCUAUUUGUUUCCAUGGAUACAAUAACAGCUGCAGAGAGUAUAAAUAACACAGUUUGGUAGAAAAAAAAUUCAGCUACAAGAUGCUUUUUCAACACAGUCACCACUGUUAGCUAUGUAUUUUUGCCUGUGAUUAACAAGAGCCUGCAUGUCAUACUAGUGAAAAUAUGCACAAGCAAAAGCGACCCACUGUUUUACAGCUAUGACAGUACUGUUACCAGGAAAAUGCUGCCAUAUUUCAGUCCAUAUUUCAUUGGCCCAACCAGAUGAAAGUCAGAAGGCACCAAAUCUGGACUAUACAAUGGUAGGACAAUCUAGCCAAGACAGGCAACGUGCUCAAACUGGUCUUCACACUGGUAUGAGGCCUGGCGUUAUCAUACUGCAAGAGAAAGAUUGUCCUCUUCUCUCACCUGGCUCUGGAAGUUCAAGCCUUCAGCUCAGUCAGCAUUGUGAUGUAGUGAUCAGAGUUGAUGGUUUGUCCAUGUUCCAGGAAAUCCAGAAGGAUCAGCCCUUUCCUAUCUCAAAAGACAGUGCACAUCACUUCACCCGAUGAAGGCUGCGUCUUGAACUUUCUUCUUCUAUGGGGAAUGCACGUGUCGCCACUCCAUGGACUGCUGACUCAUAGUGGUGACACCAUAUCUCAUCACCAGCAAUGACGCAAUCCAGACAACUGUUGCCUUCAGCCUCAUAUUCUUUCAGUAUAUUCUGACAAACUUGCAUAUGAUGUUCUUUCUGUUCCAGUGUGAGCAUUUAUGGGACCCAUCUGGCACAAAUUUUACAAUAUCCCAAAAUUACCAUCAUUUUUUCCAAUGCCAUGAAGCCAAUAUUCAGUUCCAUACACAGCUCCCUGGAUGCAGUCUGCUCCAGGAUCCGAAUGGAUCUUCAUUUUGUGGUAUGACAUCCAAAACGUGGCUUGUCUUUCAUAUCACUGCCACCACUGCUGAAACACACAGCCCACUGCCUCACUGUACUCACAUUCAGUUUUGUCUCCAUAAAUUUUCAGCAAGUAUAUGUCAGUGAGUGCCUUUUUUUUUUUCCAUGUGGAGGAACACAUGGAACAUGACACACCUUUGCUUCUACACACUUCCCUGUCAGACUCCACUUUAGCAGCAUACCCCUCAGCUGCCAUCUGUCACAUGGCAACAACAUGUAGUGGAAUAUUGGUGGGAGGGUUCAACUUCUGCCUCUGAUAUCAUGGACCAACAUAAUAAAAUAGGAGGCAUUACUUGCAGAGCAGGCCUUGUGUAUUUUUGAAUAAUUAACCCCAAAUAAACACUUUUGAUGCAAUGUGAACGAAUGCAUCUAAAAUGCCCUCAUAGAAAUCAUGUUUCUACAAGCAAAACAAAUUCCAUCAAAGGAAUGCAUGCCUACAUACUGAGAGCAUAUAGCUGAAAGCACAAUAACAUUCUGUAAAUAGCACAGAGAAAGGUAACUGCAGUGUAUUUUAUGAUUUCAUGUCACAAUCUAUUCUUCAGAGUAUACCGCAUUUAUCAUCAGCAUAGCUGUAUGCAGUCACAAAAGUGUGUGCUUGUGAGCAUGAAUGUGUAUUUAAGAAGCAUGGAAUCAAAAUGCAUAGAAAGAUUAUUUUCAGAAUCUAUUUAUUUUCCUCACAGCAAUGUCCUCAUUAAUCAGAUUCUGCUUUUCUGUAAUAAAUAAAGAAUGUCCAAGAGA
Molecule: messenger RNA, 4526 nt
Organism: Coturnix japonica (Japanese quail)
Lineage: Eukaryota; Metazoa; Chordata; Aves; Galliformes; Phasianidae
Gene: RGS7BP
Product: regulator of G protein signaling 7 binding protein
Source: RefSeq, a predicted model, not a curated record